GGAAUUCUGAAUAUUCUUUGUCACUCGUUCUACAUCAUCUGAUACACGAAAGGAAUCGUUGAUAGAUCCUAGAGAGAAUCAAAAUCAUCAUGUCAUCCAACGCGACCAAAGAUCUUGUCACAGAAGCCAAAAACUUUAGUUCAAGUCUAGAAAAUGUAUUCCUUUUGAAGAAAAGAGACCAACAGAGUAAACAUUUGUUAGAGAAAGCCAAGGCAUUGAUUGAUGGGCUCUUGGUUGAAGCUACCAAGUCGAGCACGAAGAAGCCGGCUGUUCCACCAAGACCAUCUCGUACUGCUGGUGGUAUGGGACAGUUAUGGGUUAAAUUAGACGAACUUAAACGAGAAAAUGAAGACUUGAGAAGAUCUCGCGGAAGAUCAUCAGAUGAGCGGUCAUCACCUGGAAAGGUUCAAGGUCCUGGAGAUGUUAUUAUUAACGAUUUACAUAAAACUAAGACUGAAAACGAUUCAUUGAAAGCUAAAGUAGAAAAGCUUCAGAAAGAAGUCAAGGAUUUGCAGCACAUCAAUGCAACCGUGCAAGAUGAAUACAAACGCCAUAAAGUAGGUUUUGAUACAGCACAGAAAUCAGUGGAAAGAGUUCGUCAAGAUUAUAAGAGUUUAGAAGUCACAUUAACCAACACCAAAAAAGAAAACGAUACUUUAAAGCAAAAGUUAACGAGUAGUGUAAAACCCAUACCCAGAACCGAUAAUCGUUAUACAGAAAAUAUCAGUGAACGAUGUCGACCGACGAAUAUAGCUAUGAGAUAUGAUACAUUAGAAAGUCAAGAAUGGAUGGAUGCUAAAGAGAAUCUAGAAGAUACUACAGGCAUGGAUGAAGAAGCUAUAACCAAGUUCCUGUGUGAUAUUAUUAUGAGAUCGUACCAUGCUUCCCAAGAUAUAUACAACUACUUAGAAACAGUUAUAGCAGAAUUAAUUAGAAGACCAUCCUUAGCGAAAUCAAUUUGUGAGAAUAUAUCAAAUGGGGAUAUUGCUGCUCUUCCAGAUGAAAUGACAGAUUCUCUAAGAAUAAGUUUGCGGCAGAUCUGUGAUGAUUUGGACCCUUUCGACUUUGUGGAGAAUAUUAAACAGAGUCUUCCACGAGAUCAACGUUCUUUGUUAAGCAACAAAGCCGUACAUAGAUAUAUAAGUGAAGCAUCGCGGGUUACAUGGCAAAUGAUCUUGCAGCAACCACAAAUGACUCUUGUUGCAGACGAUCCUCAGUAUGAUGACGUAAAACACAAGUUAUGGUGGGCCUGUGAUAAGAAUAGUGCUAAUAAGGUUGAUUAUUACGUAUGGCCGGUUUUAUAUGACUAUGAUCAUGGAAAUAUUUUAGUAAAAGGAUGUGUUUGCACCAAAUAA
Lottia gigantea (owl limpet) is the source of this 1355-nucleotide messenger RNA. RefSeq lists its product as hypothetical. The transcript is spliced from 7 exons. The record is from RefSeq and is a predicted model, not a curated record. The coding region runs from base 90 to 1355 and encodes 421 amino acids. NCBI's taxonomy places the organism in Eukaryota, Metazoa, Mollusca, Gastropoda, Lottiidae. Gene Ontology annotation, cellular component: mitochondrial outer membrane. Gene Ontology annotation, molecular function: transcription factor binding; protein homodimerization activity; dynein complex binding. Gene Ontology annotation, biological process: mitophagy by internal vacuole formation; mitochondrial protein catabolic process.